This is a messenger RNA of Aspergillus pseudotamarii, 767 nucleotides long. RefSeq lists its product as uncharacterized. The transcript is spliced from 2 exons. Lineage: Eukaryota; Fungi; Ascomycota; Eurotiomycetes; Eurotiales; Aspergillaceae. Bases 165 to 668 code for a protein of 167 amino acids. The record is from RefSeq and is a predicted model, not a curated record.
CAAUGUCCAACGAGUGCCACUAAGGAGAAUUAGUUAAAUGCAGGUAGCACAAAUUCCAAUUUACGUUCUCGCUACUUAAUAUUUUCAAAGUUGACAUAAAUCUUGCCAACAACAUCUCCUCACGCUUAGCCCAUCCACAUUGAUUAACCAGAUUCCUAUACAACAUGAAUCCAAUCUUGCGCAGUGGCUCUAUAUUGAGGGUGGCCAAUUCGUCGAUUCCUUCACUUUACCGUUCCAGGAAGGUCACUCCUCUGUCAUGGCGGACUUACGCUCAGAGUUCCUAUGGCGGGGAAGGGGAGACUGAAGCUCAACAGCCGAACAAUCCUCGGAAUACCCCAACUCGGGACAUUGAACAUCCAGGGCCAUCUGCCCCAGAUGUCAGCAAGGGCUCAACAGCAUCUUCACGCUCUCAGUCUCGAUCUACUUCGACAACCCAAGAAGAUCGAGAUAAGGAAGAUUCAGAAGGUAGACCCAUUCCGACGUCAUCCUCCAACGACGCAAAACCAACGAUUACUGACGGACGCCAUUCCCCCAAUGUUGACUCUGAAGGCAACGUGCGGUCAGAUGUUCCUAAAGAUGUAAAGAAACAUAACGAAGAGAUGGAGCACCGGUAUGAUCGAGCUUACAACCAGCUAGGGAAUGAAGGGAAGCCACCGAAGGGGUUUUGAGAAAGGCUACAAGCUUGGACGAGUGGUGUGGUUUGUGGCGAUAUCCCUUGUGGUUGGAUGGAAUUGGGAAAGUUACUAUAUGAUUGAUUAACGGAGCGA